This is a messenger RNA of Lineus longissimus, 1339 nucleotides long. RefSeq lists its product as uncharacterized. The record is from RefSeq and is a predicted model, not a curated record. The coding region runs from base 21 to 947 and encodes 308 amino acids. The transcript has 5 exons. NCBI's taxonomy places the organism in Eukaryota, Metazoa, Nemertea, Pilidiophora, Heteronemertea, Lineidae.
CCUAGCAACACCAAGCUAAGAUGGCGGUUCUCGGUUUGGAAGAAGCGAAAGCAAUUUCAAAACUCGAUAGAAACAGUGGCUCAGCUUUUUUGGCAUCAUGUUUGAAGUGGGAUGAUUUUGUCUUUGAAGAAAACCUGCAACAGUCAAUUCUUUUAGACUUUCUCUAUGACUCUUUGAUGUUCCCAAUAGAGAAAGGCUUCAGCUGGAAGGAAGUCUGUCUGCUCUUUACAUUAGCAAAGGAAAUGCAAGAGGAAACAAUUGGUCGGCCAAUCACAGAUGCAGUGAAACUUUUCAAAACCAAACUCCAGUCUUUGGUACAAAGUGUUCAUGAAAGAAGUUUAAAGAUUUUCUCAGAAUAUUUCUUUGGAUCAUUUAUGACCCACUAUAAACUCUUUCAAUAUUGUUUCACCCGGGAACAAGAUCGCAUGAUGGUUGAAUACGAUCGUCCAGUCGAUGCACCUCACAUACCUCAACCUUUGAAGACAUCUAAACCUGUUAAGAUUUGGGAAUAUGAAGAACAGCUUCAUGACAUCGAACGACAUGAAGCUGAACGGAAAAAUGAAAGACUCGUGGCGAAAGAGAUGUUCAUGUUGGCCGACAGUGACCUACUGGAGAAGGCUGGGAGUGGUUAUGAAUCAGACCCAGAGAGUUCCACAAAACUUGACAGACAGCAUAUCAAAGAGAUCAUCAAGGAGGUGACAUCAGCUCACAUGUCAACCGUCUCUCACAGAAUCAAGUGUGCAAUUGAUGAUACACAGGAAGACUUGGAGUUUAAACUAGAAAAGACGAGUUUGCCAAGACCACAAGCUCUCGGAGCUCCUCCCAGAUUCAAACCAAAGACGCCCCUCCAUAAACAAGUGGUCAAUGGUAAAGCUGAUAAACCCAGGACCCCUAAGUCACCCAAAGCCAAGUCACGAGCAUCGAGUAGAACUGGCAAGAAGUCAUAGGAUGUCAACGUUGAAAUUUAUGCAAACUGAUUUCCUAGGAUCUGCAACUGUGAUACAUUGGACAUUGAGAAUAAUGAUGGUUAUGGUUGAAGCUGUCCAACAUAAAUUUGAAAUUUUAUGUUGGGCACAGUUGCCUGUGUCAUUGAUGUAAUUGUGCCAAAGCAGUCAUUUGCAGCAGUAGGAAUUGUUGUUGUUAGUAAGAGACAUGUGAUACAUCCAAUGAUUCACUAAUAACACCAUCAUUCAUGUUGAGAGAUCUUGUGUUUUUCUAACUGGGAUGGCUGGACGUGUAGAUUUCAUUACAUAUUUGGGUAGACAUGUAUUCGAAGCUGUACAUAGAUGUAAAUACAAUGUAUAGGAUGUGAAUAUUAAGAAAAAGUGUUGAAAUUAGU